Amoebophrya sp. A25 is the source of this 711-nucleotide messenger RNA. NCBI's taxonomy places the organism in Eukaryota, Dinophyceae, Syndiniales, Amoebophryaceae. The record is from the annotation of a GenBank genome assembly.
AUGUCCCGUGCUUUCGUUCUCUCUUCCGCUUUGGCAGUCACUGGCGCUAUGGCCCUGGAGCCGUUCGUUCCGCCGAUCGCAAUCCAGGAUGUCAUGCAAGCGAGCUUACCCAGCGUGAUCGACAUUCAUUACGAUGUCCCCCACACUAGUGGUGGUGUGGAAAGUGCCAAAGCCGUCUCCGAUGCUGACGCAGUUGCCCGCUCUACGCUCUACGGACGCACGUCGUUUUUGAAGAGAGGCACAACUGAUGUGUAUUUUGAGAAUCCCGCUCCGGCUGCGACUUUGGAAGCAUCUUACCAGGCGAUUCUGGGUGCUGUGAAGAGCAACAUCAAGGCGAAGUUCGAUGCCAUGCGCGGGUCCUUUUUGGGAGGUGCAACUUCGUUUCUCCAAGGUGAGCCAGCCGUCAAUGUUUUCGUCGGCGAGGGAAAGGGCAUGAAGGUCGAUAUGUCCCGUUUGAGCACCGAUUCUUACGCCUACGCUGCUGAACUGCUCUCAGGUUUGGAAAACGAGAUGCGCGCAAGUUUCUUAGCUGGAGAUGAUGUGCCGAAGCCGCUUCCGGUCCUCAACGUCGACGUCACAACGCCGGCUUUUGUUUCCCAGCAAGCAAUGACGCAGGAGAAGGUCUAUGCUUCGGAAAUCGAAACUCUCCAGGGAUUGCUCGGAGCUGAUCAGGAGCUGCUCUCCGGUUUGCAGGCUGCUCGUGCCAAGUAA